UUGGCAGAGGCAGACACGAUCCGCAUCCUGGUUGCGACGGACAACCAUGUCGGCUAUGAGGAGCGAGAUGCCAUCCGCAAAGACGACAGCUGGCGGACGUUUGACGAGAUCAUGACGAUUGCCCGCACCGAAGACGUCGACAUGGUGUUGCUCGCCGGCGAUCUGUUCCACGACAACAAGCCCUCCCGCAAGUCCCUCUACCAAGUCAUGCGAACGCUACGAAAGAACUGCCUUGGCAUGAAGCCGUGCCCGCUCGAGUUCCUGUCAGACCCCGCCGACGUCUUUGAGGGCGCAUUUCCCCACGUCAACUACGAAGACCCCGACAUCAACGUCUCCAUCCCCGUAUUUUCCAUUCACGGCAACCACGACGACCCCUCUGGCGAUGGCAACUACUGCUCACUCGAUCUGCUGCAGGCGGCGGGUCUCCUCAAUUACUAUGGUAGGGUGGCCGAGGUUGAUAAUAUCGAGGCAAAGCCCAUUCUGCUACAGAAAGGAGAUACCAAGCUUGCGUUGUACGGGCUGAGCAACGUACGAGACGAGCGGAUGUUCAGGACGUUCAGAGACCACAAGGUCAAGUGGUUCCGCCCUGGUCAACAGACGGGCGAGUGGUUCAACCUCCUCGCCGUCCACCAAAACCACCACGCACAUACGGCGACGUCAUACUUGCCCGAGAACGCGCUUCCCGACUGGCUCGACCUCAUCGUUUGGGGGCACGAGCAUGAGUGUCUCAUCGAUCCGACCAAGAAUCCAGAGACGGGAUUCCACGUAAUGCAGCCCGGAUCGUCAGUGGCCACAUCGCUAGUCCCCGGAGAGGCCGUACAGAAGCACGUCGCCGUCGUCAGCGUGAACAGCAAAACAUUCAAGGUCGACAAGAUUCCUCUCAAGACUGUCAGGCCGUUUGUCACUAGGGAAAUCUCACUCUCCCAGGAGAAACGCUUCAAAGGCUUGGACAAGAAAAAGGACAACAAGCAUGAGGUCACUUUGCGACUGAUGGAGAUUGUCGAGGAGAUGAUUGCCACCGCAAACGCAGAGUGGGAGGCCAUUCAAACAGACGACGAGGCCUUGGAAGAGCGACCGCUGCCGCUGAUCCGCCUCAAGGUCGAGUAUACUGCACCAGAUGGUGGCGAGUUUGAGUGUGAAAAUCCACAGCGCUUCUCCAAUAGAUUCCUGGGAAAAGUUGCCAAUACCAAUGAUGUGGUGUAUUUCUACAGAAACAAGAAGUCGGCCCCGCGGACAAAAGCGGCCAACCCGGCUCAGAUUCUCGAGUCAUUGGGAGACGACGCCACUGAAAUGGUCAAGGUGGAAAACCUCGUCAAACAGCUGCUUGCGAAACAGUCCCUCAAAGUCCUGCCACAGGGUCCUUUUGGCGAGGCAGUUAACCAGUUCGUCGCCAAGGAUGAUAAGCACGCGAUGGAGCUCUUCGUGUCGCAACACCUUUCCGGCCAGGUUAAGCAGAUGCUGGGUCUCGAAUCGGAUGACGAGGACCUGAACACUGCCAUGGAACUUUACAAGCAGGGGGUGGAGCAGCGGAUGGCCACUGCCGGCAGCAUGCGCAAAAUGGCGCCGCAGGAACCCAAGCGAGUGCUGAAGCCCAAGCCGGACACAUGGGACACAGAUUUCGAUGGCAACUGGGAAGAUGAACCGAACGCGUGGGAAUAUGAAGACGUCGCAGAAGAAGACGAACCGCUAGCACGGCCUCGGGCGGCGGCUCGUUCCUCGCGAGAGACGGUGGAGGAUGAUGAAAUGUCGAUUGUAGACGAAGAUGAGCCGCCGCCAGCAAAGACGAAGAAAGCGACAACACGCGCAACAAAAGCCCCGGCCAAGAAAGCCCCUGCCAAGAAAGCACCAGCCCGACGAGGCCGCGAUCCUUUCGAAGACAGCGAAGAGGACGAAGAGGAAGAUGAGCCACAGAAGGGGUAUGACGUGGUGAUGGACUCCGAGGCGGAAGAUGCACCGCCGCCGCCAUAUACAGCUGCACGGACUGCCGGACGGGGGCGGAACGCGAAACCUGCGGCGGCUGCCAAGAAGGCUGCGGCGACUGCCAGCAAGCCCGCGGCGACGAGGAAGACGCCGGCAAGGGGCGCUGCGGCCAAGUCGCGGCAGACGAAGCUCAAUUUCUCACAAGGAGCGACGCAGGACAAGGCGCUGGAAAUUAGUGAUGACGAGGUCUCAGACGAUGAUGCGUUUGAGCCGGCGCCGGUGGCCAGUCGGACGAGAAAGAGGUGA
Trichoderma reesei QM6a is the source of this 2226-nucleotide messenger RNA. RefSeq lists its product as uncharacterized. The annotation marks the transcript as partial. The transcript has 3 exons. Gene Ontology annotation, cellular component: nucleus; Mre11 complex. NCBI's taxonomy places the organism in Eukaryota, Fungi, Ascomycota, Sordariomycetes, Hypocreales, Hypocreaceae. Gene Ontology annotation, molecular function: 3'-5'-DNA exonuclease activity; DNA endonuclease activity; manganese ion binding. The record is from RefSeq and is a predicted model, not a curated record. Gene Ontology annotation, biological process: mitotic G2 DNA damage checkpoint signaling; mitochondrial double-strand break repair via homologous recombination; mitotic intra-S DNA damage checkpoint signaling.